Messenger RNA from Sipha flava (yellow sugarcane aphid), 405 nucleotides. RefSeq lists its product as uncharacterized. The record is from RefSeq and is a predicted model, not a curated record. NCBI's taxonomy places the organism in Eukaryota, Metazoa, Arthropoda, Insecta, Hemiptera, Aphididae. The transcript is spliced from 3 exons. The annotation marks the transcript as partial.
GAAAUGUCUUCAUUUCUAAAUGUUGGUGAUUUAAUAAACUUAAUCCCAUUUGUUCCACAAUUAAAAGAUAUAUUUUUUCAUUGGGUAAAUCUGGAUGAUAACAAUCGAAGACAUCUCAAAUUUUUAGCUGAACAAAAUAAAAAUAUUGGAAUAAAACCAAUGAUUUUGGCUCUAGAACAAUGGGAAAAUAUGCAGAAUAAUUUCGGAGCACCUGGAGUAGAAAAGGAAUUUGUCAUUUGGGAUAAUAUUACCUUACAGGAAAUCUUGGAAUGCAGCAAUACACUGAACAAAAUUAUAAUUGAAAUUAUGUGCUUAACAUAACAACUGAUGGAAAUUCCUAAUAUAUUUGUAAAAUAUUUUAUUAUUAUAAUACAUAUAAAUAUAUCAAUACACAUACAUUUAAAG